Molecule: messenger RNA, 1941 nt
Organism: Perognathus longimembris pacificus (Pacific pocket mouse)
Lineage: Eukaryota; Metazoa; Chordata; Mammalia; Rodentia; Heteromyidae
Gene: Slc5a5
Product: solute carrier family 5 member 5
Exons: 15
Coding region: 1-1941 (646 amino acids)
Biological process (GO): sodium ion transport; iodide transmembrane transport
Cellular component (GO): membrane
Molecular function (GO): symporter activity
Source: RefSeq, a predicted model, not a curated record
AUGGGGGCCGUCGAGGCGGGCGCGGGCGCCACUUUCGGGGCCUGGGACUACGGCGUCUUCGCGCUCAUGCUGCUCGUGUCCACGGGCAUUGGGCUGUGGGUCGGGCUGGCGGGCGGCGGGCAGCGCAGCGCCGACGACUUCUUCACUGGGGGCCGGCGCCUGGCGGCUGGGCCCGUGGGGUUGUCGCUGGCCGCCAGCUUCAUGUCGGCCGUGCAGGUGCUCGGUGUGCCGGCCGAGGCCGCCCGCUUCGGACUCAAGUUCCUGUGGAUGUGCCUGGGCCAGCUGCUCAGCUCGGCUCUCACCGCCGCGCUCUUCCUGCCGGUCUUCUACCGCCUGGGCCUCACCAGCACCUACCAGUACCUGGAACUGCGCUUCAGCCGCCCGGUGAGGCUCUGCGGGACGGUGCAGUACCUGGCGGCCACGACACUCUACACAGGCAUCGUGAUCUACGCACCAGCGCUCAUCCUGAACCAAGUGACUGGGCUGGACAUCUGGGCGUCCCUCCUGUCUACCGGGUUCAUCUGCACCUUCUACACGACUGUCGGCGGCAUGAAGGCUGUGGUGUGGACCGACGUGUUCCAGGUGGUCGUGAUGCUGAGCGGGUUCUGGGUGGUUCUGGCCCGCGGCGCUCUGCUCAUGGGUGGACCCCGGCAUGUGCUCCAGCUCGCCCACAACCACUCCCGGAUCAACAUGAUGGACUUUAACCCCGAUCCUCGAAGCCGCUACACGUUCUGGACUUUUGUGGUAGGGGGAACAUUGGUGUGGCUGUCCAUGUAUGGUGUGAACCAGGCCCAAGUGCAGCGCUAUGUGGCGUGCCGCACAGAGAGUAAGGCCAGGCUGGCCCUCCUCAUCAACCAGCUGGGCCUGUUCCUGAUUGUGUUCAGCGCUGCCUGUUGUGGCAUCAUCAUGUUUGUGUUCUACCAGGAAUGUGACCCUCUCCUCACAGGGCGCAUUUCUGCCCCAGACCAGUAUAUGCCUCUGCUGGUGCUGGACAUCUUCAAAGACCUCCCUGGGGUCCCUGGGCUCUUCCUGGCCUGUGCCUACAGCGGCACCCUCAGCACCGCGUCCACCAGCAUCAAUGCCAUGGCAGCCGUCACUGUGGAAGACCUCAUCAAAACCCGGAUGCCCGGCCUGGCGCCCCGGAAGCUCGUCCUCAUCUCCAAGGGGCUCUCUCUCAUCUACGGCUUGGCCUGUCUCACGGUGGCCGCCCUGUCCUCACUGCUGGGUGGCGGUGUCCUCCAGGGCUCCUUCACCGUUAUGGGCGUCAUCAGCGGACCCCUGCUGGGAGCCUUCAUCCUGGGCAUGGGAUUGCCGGCCUGCAACGUGCCAGGCGUCCUGGCAGGGCUGGGCUCGGGCUUGGCUCUCUCGCUGUGGGUGGCCGUAGGUGCCACGCUGUACCCACCAAGCGCCGAGAGCAUGGGCGUCCUGCCGUUCUCCACCACUGGCUGCCUCGUUCCUUCGGCCAACGUUUCUGACCUGGACUCUCUUCUGGCUGCCAACAGCUUGGGCAGAGUCCCCAGCUCCGCAGUGAACCCCAGUCGACCCGCCUUAGCUGACAGCUUCUACGCCAUCUCCUAUCUGUACUAUGGUGCACUGGGCACGCUGACCACCGUGCUAUGUGGAGCAGUGGUCAGCUUCCUGACUGGCCCGACCAAACGCAAUGCCCUGGGCUCCGGGCUGCUCUGGUGGGAUCUCUCUCAGCAGGUGGCAGCGGUGGCCCCUAAGGAGGAAACAGCCAUCCUGAAUGACAACCUAACGAAGAGUCCAGAAGAAAUAUCAGCGGGAGCCAAGAAGCCCCCCGAGGAGGAGCAGCGCCCGCUGUGCCGGGGCCAGGCGGGGGCCGCGCCCUGCACCCCGGGGGCCGUUCCCCUUUUGACCCGGGCUCAGCCACACGGGGACCCAGACCCAGACCCGGCCCGCGAGCAAGAAAGCAACCUCUGA